AUGUCCAAACCACCCACAGACACUACGGGUCUGGGCUACUCAUACCACUUGCCCUCGGGUGGUUUACUUUUACGACUCAAGAAUUCCCUCUCACAAUUUAGCGAUCUAUUCAGUGAGUUCAAUAGAUAUAUUGCACCGGCCUACCAUCAUGACCGAUGCGAACGUUCGGUGCAUAUGCGUCUUUAUUCGAUGCAAAAACGUGAAUUCGUCAUGGUCUUUCUCGGAUUUCUCAUCUGUUUCGGUUUGGCCAUUGUAAUUGGCCUCACCGGACCACCCAUUACUAGUACAUCGGAGAUCACCGCCAAAAGUAUACUGGCGAACACAUCGUUGGCUAAUAGUAAAACGGUGUUGGCAACAGGGCCGUUUGCGAUGAAAUCACCACUAAUGACCACGUACUCCCAGCAACUGUGGCUGAUUGCCAAAUUGGUGACGGACAACAAUGAUGACGAAAAAUACGAUAAGAGUUUCCAGGUGAGCGUGGCCAUUGAUGGAAUUACGGAACAACACAAACCUUUGAGCAUACUCCGCGCCGAUUCGGUUCGCAAUCGUACUCGACACUUGUCCUGCGUGCUAAACGAUUGUGAAGAAUUUACGAUACUGCAUUUGGGUUUUCUUGAAUAUGCACAUUAUAUAAUCACUGUGCGCUUCUAUGGAUUGGAGACCUUCCACCAGAAGUAUAAUAUACGCAGCAUAACAUUUUAUUUCAAAACUUAUAGUCCCGAGUUUACACAAAUCGAGAUAUGGUUCCGCUUUAUAUUUCUAUUAUUUACGUUCAUUGUAAUUUGCUGGUAUGCUCACACACUCCGCAAAUAUCCCAUCUAUGAUUGGUCUAUCGAACAGAAAUGGAUGUCCAUACUCCUGCCGCUUCUCUUGUUGUAUGACAAUCCCUUCUUUCCAUCAAUUUUCCUAAUGAACUCGUGGUUCCCUGGCAUGUUGGAUGCAAUUCUUCAAGCCACAUUUCUGUGUUCGCUCCUCAUGUUCUGGCUUUGUAUAUAUCAUGGCUUGCGGCAGAAUGAAAGGCGUUUCGUACGAUUCUACUUGCCAAAAAUUAUUGUUAUACUACCAAUUUGGCUGUGCGCCAUAGUAUUGGCCACUUGGGAGAAAUGCAACGAGCUACGCGAUCCCACCUAUAGCCACUUUGUGGACACACGAAAUUAUAAUGGCUUCAAGUUGUUCUUUUUCAUAGCUGGCUGUAUGUAUAUACUGUAUUUGGCCUUAUUAGUAUUACGCGCCUAUACUGAGCUCAGGUCGAUGCCUUAUUUUGAUAUGCGCCUGAAAUUCUUAACGCUUCUGAUGUUAUUUGUUAUCUCCAUUACCAUAACGGUAACAACAUGUCGCUUUGGCUUCGGUAUAUUGGAGGAUAAUUUUGUGGCCACACUUAAUACCACCUAUCAUAGUUCGGCGCAGUUCAUGUGCUUUUACGGGCUGUUGAAUUUUUACCUAUACACCAUGGCUUAUGUGUAUUCCCCUAAUGGUCGCUUUUCACAAGAAAUAUCUGUAACUAAGGAUAAUCCUGCAUUUUCGAUGAUAAAUGAUUCGGAUGAGGAGGUUGUAUACGGCUCGGAGGAUGAGUCACGACGUCCUCUCACUGUGGGCAACAAAAAUGAUUAUGAUAGUGAUUAA
Messenger RNA from Bactrocera tryoni, 1623 nucleotides. RefSeq names its product transmembrane protein 181. The transcript is spliced from 8 exons. Lineage: Eukaryota; Metazoa; Arthropoda; Insecta; Diptera; Tephritidae. Gene Ontology annotation, molecular function: toxic substance binding. The coding region runs from base 1 to 1623 and encodes 540 amino acids. The record is from RefSeq and is a predicted model, not a curated record.